AUGAAGUUUGAAAAUAUCCUGGAGGAGAUCAAUGGCUUCGGGCCUUUUCAGAUCCUCCUCAUCAUCAUGCUCUGCACCCCCCGGAUCGUCCUCCCCUGUCACUUCCUGUUGAACAUCUUCAUCGGCGCCACACCUCCUCAUCACUGUGACUUCAGCAGCCUGGGUGACGGAGAUCUCUUCACAAAUCUAACUGGAGAACAAAGACUCGUGGUCAGUGUCCCGCUGCGGGACGAUGGCGCCCCCCGAUCAUGCGAGAUGUUCCCUGAGCCUCAAUUUCAUCUUCUAUCCAACGGCUCCGGCGCCGAGCUGCCCACGGUUCCCUGUCAGAGUGGAUGGGUUUACGACAACUCCACCUUCACCUCCACCCUGGCAACAGAGUGGGAUCUCGUGUGUGACAGUAAAAGUUUGACGAAGACCACAAGUACGAUCUUCUUUCUGGGCGUGAUGAUGGGAGCCAUAGCGACUGGAUACCUCUGUGACAAGUACGGACGGAGAAACGUUCUCUUGGCCUCGUACAUUAUGUCCUUAGUGUUCAGCUACGCCAGCGCUUUUGCAAACUCAUACGUCUUGUUCGCCGUCCUGAGGUUUCUCACCGGGUUCGGCCUAACAGGAAUCGGCAUCAAUUCAUUGGUUCUAACCAUCGAGUGGGUGGACACAGACCACCGGUCGUUCAUCGGCGUGAUCGGCAGCCUGUCCUGGUCGGUUGGGAAUAUGCUAUUGGCGGCUUUUGCCUACCUGGUGAACGACUGGCGUAAACUGAUCAUGACAGUUACGGCUCCUCUGGGUUUUGCAGUUUUGACCUGGUGGUGGAUUCCUGAAUCUGCUCGGUGGCUUCUGGUGAACGGUAAAGCGAAGGAAGCUCAGGUGUACCUCGACAGAUGUGCAAAGAUCAACAACCGACCAAAACUGUCGACCAAAUUCAACCUGCAGACUCUCUGUGACACUGAAAACCCAGAUACAGAAAAAAAGAGCUACAGUUACCUUGAUCUGAUCAAGACGCCGAAGAUGAGACAGAUAACGCUUAUAACUGGGAUUGUGUGGUUCGGAGUCGCCUCCACGUAUUACGGAAUCAGUAUGAACAUCGGCGGGUUCGGACUGAACAUGUACCUCACACACUUCAUCUAUGCAGCCAUCGAAGUUCCCGCCAAGCUGACGGUCUACUUCACCCUCAACAUCAUCGGACGCAGGAAAUGUCAAUCAGGGACGCUGUUACUGACAGGGCUCUGUCUCGCCAUCAAUAUCUUCCUUCCAAAAGAUCUGUGGCACCUGCGCACCGUCGUUGCCAUUCUUGGGAAAGGUCUCUCGGAAGCUGCCUUCACGACCGUCUUCCUCUACACGUCCGAGCUCUACCCGACUGUCCUCAGACAAAAUGGUUUGGGCUACACCAACUUCAUGAGUCGCCUAGGCGUCGCCAUCGCUCCUCUCAUCCUGCUGCUGGAGGACGUGUGGAGUCUUCUUCCUCAGAUCAUCAUCUGCUCCGUGGCCGUCGUGGCCGGCCUCGCGGCGCUGCUGCUCCCUGAGACUCUGAGGGUGAAGCUGCCGGAGACCAUUGAGGAGGUGGAGGAGCAGAACCAGAAGAAAUAA
This is a messenger RNA of Limanda limanda (common dab), 1584 nucleotides long. RefSeq names its product solute carrier family 22 member 7-like. The transcript is spliced from 10 exons. Gene Ontology annotation, molecular function: transmembrane transporter activity. The coding region runs from base 1 to 1584 and encodes 527 amino acids. The record is from RefSeq and is a predicted model, not a curated record. Gene Ontology annotation, biological process: transmembrane transport. NCBI's taxonomy places the organism in Eukaryota, Metazoa, Chordata, Actinopteri, Pleuronectiformes, Pleuronectidae.